Messenger RNA from Cadophora gregata, 2311 nucleotides. RefSeq lists its product as uncharacterized. Bases 278 to 2071 code for a protein of 597 amino acids. The transcript has 9 exons. The record is from RefSeq and is a predicted model, not a curated record. NCBI's taxonomy places the organism in Eukaryota, Fungi, Ascomycota, Leotiomycetes, Helotiales, Ploettnerulaceae. Gene Ontology annotation, molecular function: oxidoreductase activity; copper ion binding.
CGUUUUGUACAGCAGGGCUGAGGUCAAACACCGUUCCCAUUGGCUCACGCGUGUGAGGCGUUGCAUACGAGGUAAGUGAAUUCCAUCAGUCUUACCCAAAAUGCUAGAUUCUUAGAAUUAGACUCCAGCUAGAUGGAUGGUCAAUUUCUCAUCUUCUUUCUGGGCUGUCUGGGCAUCAUGUUCUUAGUGUCACAUAAGAGUUAUCAAUUCUCUCUCAAUUCCCCUCAAUAUCCCUCGCCAUCCAUCGCUUAAUGUAUUUUGUCACUUUCGUUUGAAGAUGAAGUGCUCGUUUGUUUCUUUUGGCCUUUUGGUCACAUCUCUGGCAUCAUCUGUCUUGGCAACUUACAAGAACCCGGAUGGCGUUGAUUGCGAGAAGACUGUUGUUUUUCCGAUCACCUUGACGUGGGAGAAGGGAUCUCCUGAUGGAUUCGAGAGGGACAUGAUAUUCAUGAACGGACAAUACCCAGGACCGACUUUGAACAUCGAGGAAGGAGAUAACGUUGAAUUCGUUGUUUACAACAAGCUCCCUUAUAACACAACAAUCCACUUCCACGGUAUCGAACAAUUGAAUACGCCAUGGUCUGAUGGUGUUCCCGGUCUCACACAAACUGGCAUCCACCCUGGAGAGACAUUCGUGUAUAAGUGGACUGCAACACAAUAUGGCACUUACUGGUAUCACGGACAUUACCGAGGGCAGCUCGAAGAUGGACUUUAUGGGGCCAUUGAGAUCAAGCCCAAGAAAGGAACUGUCCAUCCCCUCGCAAAAAUAACAAACUCCAGCAAAGCGCUGCACAAACUCGAGAAAGCAUUGGAACAUGCACAGCCUGUGCUUUUAUCAGACUGGAGCCAUUUCACAAGCGAGGAACUCACACAGGUAGCUAGGGACGCGAAUAUCGAUCAACUAUGCGGAGACUCCAUUCUAAUCAACGGGAAAGGCUCAGUCAACUGCCCAGGCGUACCUUUCUUAAUGAGCCUGAUCCCACCGCCCGUUCUUCCAAUUCUGCUGGGGGAGAACUUGACCGACAAAGGAUGCAUACCACUCUCCAACACUUUCGCACAAACAACGCAACCUAAGAACCUCGAAUUGGUUCCGCCUGGAAUGUAUGAGGGCUGCAAUGCCACGACGACGGAACUGGCUGUGAUUGAAGCUCAUCCCAGAGCCGGAUGGAUUGGCUUGAACUUCAUCAGCACUGCAAGUACUCAGGAACUCGUGGUCUCCAUCGAUGAUCAUCCAAUGUGGCUCUACGCCAUCGACGGUCGCUAUGUGGAGCCCCAACUGGUCGAUGCAAUGACUUUCUCACACGGUAGUCGUCACUCUGUCAUGGUGCAACUCAAUCACCCCGCUCGAGACUACACAAUCCGCGUGGCUAGCAGUGGUCUCAACCAGAAAGUCUUCACCUCAGGAACUCUCUCAUACAAAGGCGGUGAUCACACCAACGUCCCUAAUGCAUCAAUCAACUACGCCGGCGCCAACACCACCGGCAGUGUUCGCUUUCUUGACGACAAGAUCGUCGUCCCGUUUCCGCCUGUCCAUCCAGCUCAGCAUGUCGAUCAGACCAUCAAACUCCUUUUGAACCGCACAGGUGCUGUCUGGCAAUGGUCUUUGAACGAGAACAAUAUAUUUGACGUGGCUUAUGAAGAUAUAAAUCCGCUGCUUUAUGAUCCCAAUGGACUUCAAAACACUGGCUUGACGUUGACGACGAAGAAUAAUACAUGGGUGGAUUUGAUCUUCCUCGUUACCAACACAGCCGGAUUGCAGCCUGGGCAUCCGAUACAUAAGCAUUCCAACAAAGCGCAUAUCAUUGGUCUCGGCACCGGCGAAUUCAACUACACCGACGUGGCGGAAGCAAUGAAAUAUAUCCCCGAGUCGUUCAAUCUCGACAAUCCGCCCUACAGAGAUGGAUUCUACACCCUCCCAAUCCAAUCAGACUCAACAUGGAUGGCUGUACGGUACAAGGUUGAGAAUCCCGGCGUAAGUGUCCCCAUCGUUCCCCGCUGGCAACCGAAGAUAAACAAACUAACCGAAACCUCAAGCCAUUUUUGUUGCAUUGCCAUAUCAACCCGCAUUUAACUGGCGGGAUGAGGUAAGCUCCCUCUCUAAAACCCUUUAGUAGUGGACUGAGAACUAACUGGAUACUUUUCAGUGUCGCCAUUCUUGACGGCUAUGAUGCUUGGCCAGUUGUUCCAACGGAUUAUCAACCAGGUGCGAAUGGUGGAGAUAUUUCUCAGAAGGAGGGAUAAUGAGUGGGAAAAAUAGAUUCACCUGCGCCUUACACCCAUCAUAAUGUUCGUAACAUUUAAUAAUCAAUAU